Linum trigynum is the source of this 3181-nucleotide messenger RNA. The record is from the annotation of a GenBank genome assembly. Lineage: Eukaryota; Viridiplantae; Streptophyta; Magnoliopsida; Malpighiales; Linaceae.
CAAAAUCAAGUGGUAUGCAUGCUACCCAAACACCCUCUUAACAUAACUCUAGGCAUUAACUAUGUGCGAGUCGAGAUUGGAGUCUUGCGUCUCUGACGCUCCACCGCCUCCGAAACCAAUAAGGCGUAAGACCCUGUUUGGAUGCAAGGGAUAUAAAUAAAAAAAAACAAAAUAAAAAGAAAAGAAUAAAACCAUCCCCAACCAAAAGUCAGUACUACUAGCGCCCAGUAGUUUCCACGUACAACCCCUCUGUGAUUUUUAAUCCCCUCACCUCCACCGUCCGCCCGCCACGUGGACCAAGGCAUGUCCAUCUCCGCCACGUGUACGAUCCACCUCCCUCCUUCUGAUUCUCCCUCAUGGCCUCAUGUGAUCCCAAAUACUCCCCUCACAAAUUAAAUUAGCAUUUUAACCGCCGCGGGAAAAUUACAAACUAGCUCCCCCUCGAAAUUCUAACCUAACCAUGGUUGAUCUCCCUCAACCUUACCCCGGUUAACCCGCCACUCCGGUCAGCAGUUUAUAUACGACCAAACCUUGCCGGUAUUUCUGUGUACAAAAAAUCAACCAACACAAAAGCCAACAAAAGAAAGGGAGGAAAAAAAUUUUCACUCUGAAUCCGAUUUUCUCUCCAAUCUUCUUCUACUAGAUUCGAGAUCUUUCCUGGAAACGAUGAUGCUCGGCGAGCAACGCCGUCCGAAUCCUUCCGUCCACAUCCCGCCGUGGACCGCUAUCGACGACCAGACCACGGAUCCGUACAGCCCGUACUCCGGCGGCGGCGGGGGCAAUGUCGUCUCCUCCCCUGCCUCCGAUCACUACAGCCCCUUCUACAUCCAGGAAGCUCUGUCCGCGCUGCAGCGAUUCCUCCCCUCCAACGACACCGACAUGGACCUCGAUUUCGACAUCCCCGGACUGGACCACGACUCCCCAAUCGACGCCUACUCCUGCGACCACUUCCGGAUGUACGAGUUCAAGGUCCGGCGCUGCGCGCGCGGCCGCUCCCACGACUGGACGGAGUGCCCGUACGCCCACCCGGGGGAGAAGGCGCGGAGGAGGGAUCCGAGGAAGUACCAUUACUCCGGCACCGCGUGCCCCGAGUUUCGAAAGGGGAACUGCAAGAAGGGCGACGGCUGCGAGUUCGCUCACGGGGUGUUCGAGUGCUGGCUCCAUCCGGCCCGCUACCGCACGCAGCCGUGCAAGGACGGGACCAAUUGCAGGAGGCGUGUCUGCUUCUUCGCUCACACGCCGGAGCAGCUCCGGGUCCUGCCUCAGAGCCCGAGGAGCGUCAAUUCGACCGAGUCGUACGAUGGGUCGCCGUUUCGGCAGGCGAUUGAGGCUUCCUGUGCUCGGACUCUGCCGUUCGUGACCUCGCCGGGAUCUGUUUCGCCGCCAGAGACCGACUCCCCGCCGAUGUCUCCGAUGACGACUCAGCAGCACGUGCUGAGCCGCUCGCUGGGUUCGAGCUCGAUCAACGAGAUGGUGGCUUCUCUCAGGAACUUGCAGCUUGGUAAGGUGAAAUCCCCGACUUCUACUUGGAUGGGUGGCGGCGGAGGAGGCGGAUCUGGGUACGGGUCUCCGCGAGCCGGGUCGAUCCUCCGACCCGGGUUCUGCAGCGUGCCGACGACUCCGACCCCCACAACGCCGAGCGGGCUCGGCUACUCUGCUGAUUUCUGGGACAAAGUGUGCGAGGAGGAGCCGGCGAUGGAGAGGGUGGAGUCCGGGAGGGAUAUCAGGGCGAGGAUGUUCGAGAAGCUGAGCAAGGAGAACAUGCUGGAGCGGGGCGACCCGAGUCCGGGACCGGCAGUCGGAGGUCCGGACGUGGAUUGGAUUUCGGAGCUGGUUCAGUGAAGAAUCGGGCCGGGGGCCCGGAUCCGUUUGUGGGGUUUGUCGUUUUCCUGGGGGAGGUUUGGGUUUUUCCUUUUUCAGUAUAUGGAGGCGUCGUUCUGGUUUCUUCUCAGUUUGUAAAUAUGGCGGUGGCCCCCGGAGGAGAUACGACAAGACGGUGGCCUUUUGGGGUGAAGCGGCGGUUCAAAAAAAAAAAAAAAAAAGCGGAAAAGAAAAUCCGUUGUACAUACGUUUUUCUAUUUCAAGAUUUGAAGAACCCAUUAGCAGGAAACGGCGGCGGCGGCUGAUGAAGACUGGCGAUCUCUGUUUUGGGUGGAAAGGUUUCUGAUUUCUGAGCAAUUUUCAGAAAGAAGCGGUGGUGGCCGAUGGAAAUAGCCAGAGCUCAGAAGCUGGAAAUGGAUGGGAAAAAACAAAAAGCGGAAGGAGAGAUUUUUGUACAGGUCGUAGGGUGUGGCGGCGACGACGGCGGCGGCCGGAGGUUACGAAUCGGUCGGUUUACUUUUUAAAAAAAUUUAACUAAAAGAAAGCUGUGGUGGAAGAAUUCGUCUAUCUCUAAAUAUAUUUUUCCAGUUUGUUAAUUGCUUAAUUAAUGUGCGGUUCAGUGGCAGAGCCAGUAAGUAAGUAGUAUUAUGAUGAUGAUUAUCCAGACUUUGAAUUUAACGCUAUUAUUGUUAUUGUAAGGUUAUUAUUAUUUUGUAAAGAGCCUGCUUAUGGUGGGCUCGUCUUUUCCCCCUCCCUAAAUGCAGAAAGAUCAAUGUAUAUUUUUAUUAUUAAUUAACUGGGUGCCCCCGGAUUUGUGGUGUGGUUUGGAUGGAUAAUGUUGCGCAUUAAUACAUUAUUAAUUACGUGGUUAGUACUUAAUAGACCAGUACUAAUCAAAUCCGGUUAUGGUGGGGGGGGGGGGGGGGGAUUAAGGUUUAGUUGUGGAAGAUUUUGAGGGGAAGAUCUGGAAGAAAUCCGUGAUGUUUGAUUUCUGAUUUUCUGUACCAACGAGUCAAAAGGGCAAAAUGGGAAGGUGGGCCAGGUGGGCCUGGGCUGGGCCUGGGACUGGCAGAUGUGGGUUGAAUGUUUGAAGAGAAGCAAGACCGCAAGGUGAGGUUUUUUUUUUUUUUUUUUUUUUUUUUUUUCAUUUGGAUCUCUGAUUACAUGGGGAGGUUAGGUUGGGACCGGGGGACGAAUGCUCUAACUUGUACAAAUUUUUCAAUUUUUCAAAUUGAUUCGAUACCUUCGUUCGUAGAGAUAGUUAUUCGAUCGCAGAUAUUACUGGAACACUUUUAAGAGGGACAAAUAGUCAGGUGGGGGUGGAGCGCUUACUUCUAUACAAUGAACAUCGUUCUUUUUA